AUUUUUUAUCUGUCAGAAGUUGAUUAGAAGAAAAAUUCUAAGAUAAAUACAAGAUGAACAACUUUUUAAUUAUUACAGUGAUUGCUUUAUUUCUAAAAGGCUGUUCUGCGGCUGACAGUGCUGAAGGCGAAGAUGUUAAUGACGCGCCAAAUGAAAAGACGAUCGAGGAAUUCCCACAAGAUGACAUCGAGAAGUAUAUCGAAAUGUUCGAAGAAACCGCUCGCCAGUUAACUAAGCCUGAAGACGAAGACAUAACAGCUCUCGAAAACAAAAUCGAUAUCUACGACGAAAUGUCCGAGAUUGUACAAGUUUUCAUUGACCUCAACAUAAACUCUAACAAUGUAUACAAAUUUCUACGUGCAAAAGGUUUGGAUCGAGUAGUUGCACCGUAUUUGAAAAUAUCACACACACCAUUGCGUCGACAGUUUUUAAUAUUAACAAAACAACUGCUUGACAUCGCUCCAACUACAGCGAAAGCGGUAAUCCCAGUUAGUAUUCUAGAUAAUCUUCUAGAUAUAUUUGAAAAUGAUCAUACUCUAUCCAUAAAAGCUUACGCGUUAGACAUCAUGCAUUCAUGGUUACCUGGUAAUCCUAAAAUGCAAGCACGAGUCAUGAAACUUAAAGGCUUAGAUCCUUUUUACCAUCAAAUAACAAAUUUAGAUAUAACAGUCAUUCAUACUUUGUUAGAUUUAUUUAAUAAAAUACUCGACGAACAUAUAAAAGCUAGAGAAACUCCAAGAACUAGAGAGAAUGCGGAAGAUUUAGUGACAUACCAGAGGAUUGGGUUAAUAGAAAGAAUGGCGACUUCACACGUGUGUGACGGAUUGCUUAAUAUUUUUGAAAGUUCUUUACCUUUCAUACCAAGAACUGGACAAAUAAUAUCUUCGAUGUUUGAACUUGUUAAGAAGAUAAAACCAUUUUGCAUUAAUAAUUAUAAAGGGAAAUCUAAACCGAUCGAAGUUUUCAAUGAAUUGUACCAAUUUGUUAACGACAAAUCGAAUGAUAGAGCAUUUGAGAAGUAUGGGAUGAAUAAAACUGAUGUUUACGCAGUUUUAGAGAAGUAUGUGCAAGAAUUGAAAUACGCUGUCGUUAAAGAUGAAUUGUAACGACUUUGUUAAAUUAAAAGUUUCUUGAUAAUA
Molecule: messenger RNA, 1139 nt
Organism: Papilio polytes (common Mormon)
Lineage: Eukaryota; Metazoa; Arthropoda; Insecta; Lepidoptera; Papilionidae
Exons: 2
Coding region: 54-1106 (350 amino acids)
Source: RefSeq, a predicted model, not a curated record